Salvelinus sp. IW2-2015 is the source of this 1053-nucleotide messenger RNA. RefSeq names its product decapping enzyme, scavenger (gene dcps). Gene Ontology annotation, biological process: deadenylation-dependent decapping of nuclear-transcribed mRNA. Gene Ontology annotation, cellular component: nucleus; P-body. The record is from RefSeq and is a predicted model, not a curated record. Gene Ontology annotation, molecular function: RNA 7-methylguanosine cap binding; hydrolase activity. NCBI's taxonomy places the organism in Eukaryota, Metazoa, Chordata, Actinopteri, Salmoniformes, Salmonidae.
CGAAGAAGAAGUACCUCAGAAUAAAAAUGGCGGAGACUGGUAAACGUGAAGUUGAUUUUGCGGACAGAAAUGAAACUGAUGCUGCUAAGGCCAAACGACUAAAGAAUGACCCGAAUAGUGACCAAGAUAAUCACAAUGAAUCAGCAUCUGCAAAUCCUUUGUUCGGAUUUAAAACAACAACGGUUCUGCGGGACUCUGCACGGGAGAAAAAUAUGUUCAUACACGGAAAGUUGAACGACCAGGAUGCGGUCAUCAUUUUGGAGAAGACCCCUAUCAGGGAAGACACCCUGUUGGAGAUUUUCAAUGGCUCCAGAAUGAAGUUGGACAUGAGGAAUGAUAUCUACAGCACGUAUCAACUCCAACCCCCUGCUCAUUUGAAUGAGAUGAAGACCACAGUGGUGUGUCCGGCCACAGAGAAGCAUGUGAAGAAAUACCUGCGCCAGGAGACCUACUUGGUGCAGGAGACUGGGGAGGACUACCGCUCUAUCACCCUACCUUACAUUCAGAGUCAGAGCUUCAGUGUACAGUGGGUGUACAACAUCUUGGAGAAGAAAGCGGAGGCAGAGCGCAUCGUUUAUGAGGACCCAGACCAGGACGUCGGCUUUGUCCUGCUCCCAGACUUCAAGUGGGACCAAAAGCAGUUGGAUGACUUGCAUUUGAUUGCCAUCGUUCAUCAAAGGGACAUCAAAAGUUUGCGAGACCUGACAGUGCUGCAUCUGCCAUUGCUGACUAACAUCCGCAAGAAGGGAGAGGAGAGCAUUCUGAAGCGGUACGGUGUGGCAGCCAGUAAGCUGAAGGUGUACCUCCACUACCAGCCGUCCUACUACCACCUCCACAUCCACUUCAACGCCCUGAGCUACGAGGCCCCGGGCUGCGGGGUGGAGCAUGCCCACCUGCUUUCGGACGUCAUCCAGAACCUCCAGGCAGACUCCCAGUACUACCACAGUCGCUCCCUCUCCUUUCCCUUGCGGGCUGACCAAGGCCUGCUCAGCAAGUUCAAGGAUGCCGGCAAGCUGUAGUGUCUAGACGCCCAAACACGACAACACUACUACG